UGUGUGCUGCAGCACAGAGGGACGAGGUCAGAGAGCCAGAGCACAGAGGAGGAGAUGCUGCACCUGUGCACCUGAGGAGAAGCACAAUAAAAACCCAAACACAAAGAGAGGAGCACAAAGAGACGGUAAACAUGGAGCUGCAGGGUCACAUCUGAGAGAACCUGCUCCAGCCGGCUCGUUGUCAACAAGGUCCGUCCUCCAGUCUGUGUUGGUGCCAUGGCCGAAUCCAGCUGGUGGAAGCUGACCUUCUCCCGCAAGAAGAAGUCCGAGUCCAAGGUCCUGUACGAGAUCCCGGCCGAGUACGGCAGCAACACCGGGAACAAGGAGCACUCGGGCGGCAACCCCCCCGCGGACCACCUGGACAGCCAGCUCAACGCCCGGCUGGAGAAGAUCGUGGACAAAUCUGCCACCAAGGGCCGGCACGUCAAGGUGUCCCACUCCGGCCGCUUCAAGGAGAAGAAGAAGGUCCGCGCCACGCUGGCCGAGAACCCCACGCUGUUCUCCGAGCACAGCCUCAGCGACGAGAACCACAAAAAGAAAACUGACAAAUAAGUGCACGUGCGACCAAAAGGCCCAAACUCGAUCCCGACUGUGUCAUAAGUCCGUGGGACGCUUUGGACGAAGGCUCCAACAUGUAAACACAACCAGGUCGCUCCCCGGUGCACGAGAGGGACACACACACUGGUUACCAGGCACCACACCCCGGUCGAUACUGUAACCAAUGGACUCACACCUAAACAAACAAGUGGUAUCAGCAGGCGGCCAUUAAACAUUCACAGAGCAGAGCGGGUGGG
Messenger RNA from Limanda limanda (common dab), 794 nucleotides. RefSeq names its product proline rich 15 like b (gene prr15lb). NCBI's taxonomy places the organism in Eukaryota, Metazoa, Chordata, Actinopteri, Pleuronectiformes, Pleuronectidae. The record is from RefSeq and is a predicted model, not a curated record. The transcript is spliced from 2 exons. Bases 217 to 552 code for a protein of 111 amino acids.